AUGCUCAACGAUAAGGAAGGUGAAAAACUUUUGAAACGAACAAUUGUAGUAUUUGAACUGCCUUUCGUUGCUGAAGAAAAACAAAUUCGAGAAUUCUUUGAGAAAGUUAGUGGAGGAAUUAGUUCUAUUGAUGUGAUCAAAGCUAAUGCCCUCGUUUUCAGCUCUGCUGUGAUACAAUUUAACAAGGAAAAGGGAGCUGAAAAAGCUAUUGAAUUGGCUCGACAUGGUGUAGCUGUUGGUCAAUUUGAUGGAAUUGUUUGUACUGCUCAGGAUGUUAUUGAAGGAAAGAAACUCUCUAGGACAGCACCAAAGGAAGAAGGAAAAGCAAAUGCUGGUGGUUGUAAGAAUCAAUAA
This is a messenger RNA of Naegleria gruberi, 354 nucleotides long. RefSeq lists its product as uncharacterized. The record is from RefSeq and is a predicted model, not a curated record. The transcript has a single exon. NCBI's taxonomy places the organism in Eukaryota, Heterolobosea, Eutetramitea, Acrasida, Naegleriidae. The coding region runs from base 1 to 354 and encodes 117 amino acids. Gene Ontology annotation, molecular function: RNA binding.